CUGGUUGUAGCUAAUGCUAUGGUUGGACCACGAUCAUGGAUAGGAGGGCUCUUCAAUCGCUUCGUCAAGCGCACUGAGAAGUUUCUUGACUACACUUUGAAUCCUAUUCAGCAACAAAGACUUCGAAGGCUUCAAGAACGACUGCACGUACCCUUUGACGAGACUCAUCCAGACCAUCAGAAAGCGCUCAUAAAAUUGUGGAACAUCGCCUUUCCCAAUGUUGUUCUAACAGGCUUGAUCUCUGAACAGUGGAAAGAGAUGGGGUGGCAAGGUGUUAAUCCAUCAACCGAUUUUCGGGGUUGCGGUUUUAUUUCACUCGAAAAUUUGCUGUACUUUGGCAAAAAUUAUCCGGCAUCUUUUUAUAGGUUAUUAUUUAAGCAAGAUGGAAACAGAGCCACUUGGGAAUACCCAUUCGCUGUUGCUGGUAUCAAUGUAUCUUUUAUGUUGAUUCAGAUGUUGGAUUUAUAUUCAGAAACACCAAAAAAUCUACCAGGAUACAAUUUCAUGAAACUAUUAGGAGAAGAUGAAGAAGCCUUCGAUAUACUAUAUUGUGUAGCUUUCGAAUUGAUGGAUGCUCAGUGGCUUGCUAUGCAUGCUUCCUACAUGGAGUUUAAUGAGGUUUUACAAGUAACACGCACGCAACUGCAGAGAGAACUGUCUUUGGACGAUGUACAUAGAAUACAAGAUUUACCAGCGUACAACCUCUUAUACAAGUAGCUCUGCUGUCAACACUACUAAGCCACCAAAAAAAACCUAACCACCACCUGAGGAUGAAAGCUGACCG
Messenger RNA from Hibiscus syriacus, 784 nucleotides. RefSeq names its product ELMO domain-containing protein A-like. NCBI's taxonomy places the organism in Eukaryota, Viridiplantae, Streptophyta, Magnoliopsida, Malvales, Malvaceae. The transcript has 9 exons. The record is from RefSeq and is a predicted model, not a curated record. Bases 19 to 717 code for a protein of 232 amino acids.